AUGUCCCUGGUCGCCGCGUGCGCCGCCGGAGCGCGCGCCUCCCUGCUUUCCUCCUCCCCGUCGUCCUCGUCCCGCCCAUGCCAGGCCCUCGCCCACCAGGUCCGCGCGUAUAGGUCCCUUGUCUCGCCGGCGGCGAGCAGGGGAGGCCGCCGCAGUACGCGUCUCCGGGUGCGCGCAGCCAGGCUGGAGUCGACCGGCGUCUCCGUGGGCUUCCGUGCACCCCAAUUUGAGCUCCCGGAGCCCCUGACGGGGAAAAUCUGGACGCUGGAUGACUUCGAGGGUAGCCCUGCUUUGCUGGUUAUGUUCAUAUGCAAUCACUGUCCAUUUGUGAAACAUCUGAAAAAAGAUAUUGCAAAGCUCACUUCAUUCUAUAUGGAGAAAGGACUUGCUUCUGUCGCCAUAUCCUCAAAUUCAAUUGUGACACAUCCCCAGGAUGGCCCCGAGUACAUGGCGGAGGAGGCAAAAUUGUUUAAAUACCCUUUUCCUUAUUUGUAUGAUGAGUCUCAAGAAGUUGCUAAGGGUUUUCGAGCAGUCUGCACACCAGAGUUCUACUUGUUCAAAAAGGAUGGGCGAAGGCCAUUUGAACUUUUUUACCAUGGGCAAUUUGAUGAUUCAAGACCCAGUAACAAUGUGCCAGUCACCGGAAGAGAUUUAAGCCGUGCAAUCGACUGCGCACUUAGUGGCCAAGAAUUGCCUUUCGACCAAAAACCAAGUGUCGGGUGCAGCAUCAAGUGGCACAAGUGA
This is a messenger RNA of Triticum turgidum subsp. durum (durum wheat), 744 nucleotides long. Lineage: Eukaryota; Viridiplantae; Streptophyta; Magnoliopsida; Poales; Poaceae. The record is from the annotation of a GenBank genome assembly.